UUGGACAGAAAGGACAGCAAUAGGAUUAGAGAAUCAGUAAAGAGGCUGAAUCCCUAACUCAUGCAGUUGAUCUUCUUGCAUGCUGAGAGACAAGCGCGGUAGCUCUUUUUUCAUGUUUAUUUCAACCUGAUAAUGAGUUUUAGAGGACAACAUUCAGUCUGAAUGGAGAUCUUGUGGAAUACUGUUGUUACUGCUUUUUAUUGACUUGAUCUGAACUUGGCACAAAACUUUUUUGUUCGUUUGUCUUCUAAGGAGCUGUCACAAUGGAGACUAUGAAGCCCAGAUUGAAAGUGCUGAAAAAGCGUCGCUCCAGUCUUUUUGCAACCAUAAAACGGGAAGUGAGUUUUUCGCAAAGCACUGAAGAACAGGAAUGUGAAUUCCCCUUUUCACAGGACAGCUCUGUGAAACCGUGGACAUCCAUGGACAACCUUGAUACUUCUGAUGACGUUUUGACUGAAAAUAAUAAUCAGACCAACGAGGCACGAAAACCAAGGCAAUCAAACAUUGUCAAUCUCAACGUGGGUGGAAAGGUGUUUCACAUCCCAAAGCAUUUAGUCCUCCAACACCCAAAAACCAGGAUUGGAGUCCUUGCCCUCUGUAAUGAUCCGGUCAAGCGUCUGACGCUCUGUGAUGAUUACAAUGUUCAGAACAACGAGUUCUUUUUUGACAGGGAUCCCAUGUUUUUCCACUACAUCUUCCACUUUUACUGCAGUAAGGUCCUGUGGGUGAUGGAUAGUCUCUGCUCUGUCAACUUUGAGGAGGAAAUGUCAUUCUGGGGCUUGAAACUGAAGGACACUCCAAGGUGCUGCCGCAUUCUGUUUGAGGAGAAAGUCGAUGACAUCAGAGACCAACUGAAGGUCAACCAGGAGCUGAUCGAUGAGAUUAGGCCUCACGAAGAUGAUGAAGGAUACAAGUCCAUGUUUCUUGGAGGUUUACGGAAGAUCCUCUGGGACUUGAUGGAGAAUCCUUACUCCUCACUGUCCGCCAAAGCUUUUGCUGUGUUUUCCAGUCUCUUUGUGCUUAUCUCUAUUGUUGCCAUGACAAUGAAUACAGUAAAGGAACUCAGGCAGUACAAACUUGCUGGCAGAACCUAUAUGGAGUGGGUAGAGAUUGCUUCCAUCCUUUUCUUCACCAUGGAGUACUUUUUACGGUUAUUAACAACAUCCAACAUCAAACAUUUUGUGAAGAGUGCCCUCAAUUUUGUUGAUGUGGUGGCUGUUAUGCCCUACUUCGUCCAGAUCCUUUUUGAGGCAUUUGUUAUGGAUUCAGAAGACGUCGGUGCAAAGGAAGAUUUGAAGACCAUGGCGAGGGUCAGUAAAGUCAGCAAGGUGCUCAAGGUCGUCAAGCUGAUGCGCAUCUUCCGUAUCUUGAAGCUUGCCCGUCACUCCACAGGCAUGAGGGCGUUUGGUUUCACCAUCCGACAGUGCUCUGAGCAGGUGUGCUGUCUGUUUCUGUUCAUUGCCAUGGGCAUCUUCACCUUCUCUGCUCUGAUGCACUCUGUGGAGGUGGAUCAGCCAGGGACACCAUUCAGCAGUAUACCAGAUGCCUGGUGGUGGGCUGCGGUGAGCAUAUCUACUGUUGGCUAUGGCGAUGUCGUCCCUAUCUCCUAUCUUGGCCGUUGUGUGGCAUUUGGCUGCAUCUCUUUUGGCAUCAUCCUCAAUGGCAUGCCCAUCUCCAUUCUGUUCAACAAGUUUUCCGACUACUACGCCAAACUGAAGGAACAGGAAUACAGAGUUUCAAACACAGAGCGCACCUUCCAGCUCAAGAAACGUCUGAGGCGCAAAUUUGACAGCUGCUUCUCACCCCAGCCAGAUGACUUUGAAGAUGAGAUACACUAUCGGCCCAGCGUGAGGCAAACUAUCCGUGAGAGCGAGGAUUGAGCAAAGCUGCCAACUUGUGACCUCGCUAACCCUAAAUGGCCUUAUCACCCAUGGGUCGAGAAACUGUAGGACCCCAUCUGCCUCCAAUUCUGAGCCUAUGUGAUUUAAGAUAAACAAUCUAUGGAGGGAAAAUGGAGGCAGCAGCAAGUUGAGAUAAGCUUUAAGCCUCAGCUUUACAGUAGGUGAUGUUUGCAUGCUACGGCUGAUGACUCUUCAGUCAAAUGGACAAGAUGCUCCCACAGCUCGUUAUCUGUUUCUAUUAAUAGCACCCGGCUGCAGGUAAUUCUGAUUAAACUGAAAUAGAAGUUUGACACAAGGAGGUCAAGUAGUAACAUUAUAAAUUAAACAAUGUUACACUCUAAUCACUUUAAAGGGAGCUUGAUGCAUGUGAGGAACUGUUUCCUGCUAGUGCUAUUAAUAAACUGUUUAACUUUACAUUCUUGAUAAUCCGCACAAAAGAGAGUAUAACUUCCAUUUCAGUCGUGUUUUUGGCUGUGGUCAUUGUCUUCCACUUUUUUAGGGUAAGGUAAUACAACUGUACAAUAAGCAAUGAAAACUUCUUGGAUUUAUGUGCAACAUCAUCAAUUCAGAGCCCCUCCGUGUGCCAUGCUUCAAGUGUCAGGAAAGUGGUAUUCUUGUCCGAAAGCACACUCUAGUCACUCGACAUGCUCUUGACUGUACCUAAGUGGGAGGAGAGACACAGCGCAUGGUGUGUUAGUAGCGAUCAAGAGCAUGAGUGUAAUUUUGUUGUCAAGGAUUAUCGGGAUUUGUGCUUGCGCCUCCUGCUUGGUCAGACAAGGGCAAAGUCAAUCAUGAUCUGUGCUAUUUUGGUGGCACAGAGGAUCUAAUCAGGUGCACACAAUCAGGUCCUACUUACUUUCUUACAAACUAUUUUCAUGGGUGAUAUAUGAACAAUUUUAUUCUCAUAUACUGUAGACCUGUACCUCAAAUAGUUACACUGAGACACACCAUUUUUCAUUCUCACUAGUUACACAUCCAACAUUUCAGUAUUUGGUCCCCGCAGGGAGUGAGAAUUGACCUCCAUGUUCUUGGCCUGUAGAUGUCAGGAUAAAGCAUGGCCCAGGCCUGUAGUCAAACUGCCCUUGCACUGUGUUGUUGGCUGUGUUAAGCUCUUCGGAUAAGAUCAUUAAACCAAUUCCUGUUCUGGGCAACAGCUCUCUAAAGACCAGAGAGUUAUUGUAAGCAAACGUAUUAUCUCCUCCCAAACAAAUCUAAGGUAGGAGUAUUGGCUACUCACUAUAGGCAAUGAAUAAGGCAACUCUUUUCUCAGAUCUGCCCAGGACUGUUCAGUGCACAGGUUUUAAACAAAAAGGAGGGAUUUUAAAGGAAAGGAAAAUUAGAUAUUGAAUUGGUUGUAAUCAAUGCCAGCCCUCACACCCUCUGUCCAAUUGUAAUGAUAAUGUGUUGUGCUUCUGGUCAUGACAAACCUCUGUUAAAAAAACACAUAUCUCUACAAUGUAUUAGACUUGAUGUUAUCUGUCUCUCUCUCUCUCUCUCUAUAUAUAUAUAUAUGUAUAUAUUGGGGGUCUUUUUGCCUUUAUUGGCUAGGAGAGCGGAAGAUUGACAGGAAAGAGAGAGUGGAUGACACACAGCAAAGGGCCACGGGUCGAACUCGAACCCAUGGUCGUUGCAGCAAGGACUGGUACAUUGGGGGCCAGCUCUACCAGGUGAGCUACCAGGGUGCCCCUUACUGACUUCACCUAUGAAACAUAAUCAGUGACAGUAUUGUAUGUUAUAUUGUAUGUGAUCAGGGGAGAAUCGCUGGUAUAACAUUAUUAACGCUUCCUUCUUAAUACUUGUUGAAGAAUAAGAAUUUGCUCAAUAGUGACAUUAAUUGAUACAUUUUAUUGUUUUAUCUGUUUACAUUUAAUUGAUUGAGUCACUGGGUAAAAUAUUUUUAGCAAUUUUACAGCUCUUUUGCAUGGAUGUGUGUAACUGUAUGAAUGUGAUUGCAUUGGUAAAAGAAAGUGCACACAAAAAGUUACAAAGAUGGACACUUUAUGAUAUAUAUUUAAUUUGACAGGCAUUUCUAGUUGUUGAAUAUUAUUGUAUUCCUCUUUCCAGAGAUGAAAGUAUAUCUAUUACUCAAUGACUGUAAAAGAGAUUUGCCAUGUACAAAUACUGUAAAAUGUGUAUUUAUUUUUCUUUCUUGUGCAUAAAAACAAAACAAACCUGUAAAAUAAACAAAUGCAACACAGGUUGGAAAUCAUGUAAAACACUGAUUUUAAUUAAACAUUAAAAUAUAUACUUGAUCUUAA
Messenger RNA from Dicentrarchus labrax (European seabass), 4159 nucleotides. Its product is annotated as potassium voltage-gated channel subfamily V member 2. Bases 264 to 1880 code for a protein of 538 amino acids. The transcript has 4 exons. Gene Ontology annotation, molecular function: delayed rectifier potassium channel activity. Gene Ontology annotation, cellular component: voltage-gated potassium channel complex; membrane. Gene Ontology annotation, biological process: protein homooligomerization; potassium ion transmembrane transport. The record is from RefSeq and is a predicted model, not a curated record. NCBI's taxonomy places the organism in Eukaryota, Metazoa, Chordata, Actinopteri, Moronidae.